Molecule: messenger RNA, 3569 nt
Organism: Boleophthalmus pectinirostris (great blue-spotted mudskipper)
Lineage: Eukaryota; Metazoa; Chordata; Actinopteri; Gobiiformes; Gobiidae
Gene: sanbr
Product: SANT and BTB domain regulator of CSR
Exons: 21
Coding region: 128-2260 (710 amino acids)
Source: RefSeq, a predicted model, not a curated record
CGCAGACGUUAGCCUCUGUUAGCAUUAGCUUGAGCUGCUGAAGAAACAGCGCAUCUCUUCAUCAUCACUGAACACAAUGAUCCGAAACUCCGCUGGACGCUAGAAGAGCCACACUCCGGCCGACAAAAUGAGCCGCUUCAGUGCAGACAACAAUAACUUCCCAUAUGAUAAUAACAUCCUGGUUCUGGACAUGGUUCUGGGGUCUCUGUGGGGGGUUCCUCAGCCCAUCAACUGGGACAACGUGGCCAAACUGGUGCCUGGGUUCACACCAAAGGAGUGUUCACUGAGGUUUGAGGAGCUGAAGACGUCUGGAGCAUUCCCACAUUUGGAUAACGAGUGUAACACCCUGACUGAAGGCACCAGUCCGUCUGCAGAUACAGGGAACACAGAGGGGGCCGAGGAGGAGGUCCGCGGGCAGAGCAAAAACACAGUUGGGCGUAAACCUUCGUUCUCUGGGAGGGUCUGCACUGUGGAGAAGAAGGAGAAACGUGUCACCAUUGAAGAGGACGGGAAACCACAGAAACCAAAAGAUCCAAACAUGGUGAUCCACGUGUGUGAUGAGACCAAGAGCCUGAAGCAGGACUUCACGUGUCCUCGUGAGCUCCUCGUGAAGGAGAUGAAGUACUUCUCCGAGUAUUUGUCUGUGGACGCCCAGCGCUGGGACGAGGUGGACAUCUCUGUGCACUGUGAUGUCCAGAUCUUUGACUGGCUCAUGAACUACGUCAGGAGGAACGCAGGCGGAGACGGGGCCAAGGACAAGCCCAGGCUGGAGCCCAGUAAUGUGAUCUCCAUCCUGAUCUCUUCUGAGUUUCUGAAGAUGGACACUUUGGUGGAGGAGUGUAUCCAGUACUGUCACAAACACAUGAGCGCCAUAGUGUCCACUCCCUGUAACAUGAACUGCAUCAACAGUAACCUGGCCUCACGCAUCUCUGAACAGUUCAACCACAACGAGGCCGAUGACAUCCGCGACAAGAAGGACAAGUUCAAGAGUAAAUUGUUCCAGAAGAAGAUUGAGCGCCUCUUUGAUCCACUUUAUAAAAACAGAGACUCACCUGGAAACGCCUCUACACUGUACAGGUGUGGCCUGUGCCGGAAGCUUCUGACCAGAGACACAGAGAGGAGGAUCUGCUGUGUCCACGGGAAGAUCAACGUGGACCAGAGAGGAGAAAUCAUCUACACACACAGCAGACAGAAGAGUUGGGAUGUUCAUGACUUUCUGUCUGACCAGUUUGAGGAGCUGAAGUCCUGGGUCCUGGUUUACUGGAGACUCUGGGGAACCAUCAACCACUUAACCUGCUCCAGGUGUCAACAGGUGGGAGCCACACCAACCAAACACUUCAGCAGGUGUCCACAGGUGUUUGUGUGCUCAGAGUUGACCCAGUGCCGGUACCACCCUGACAGUGUGCAGUACCCAGGAUCAGCUGAGAAGGGUGGACAUGGAGCGGGAGUGUACCCUUGCUGCAACCAGAGGGUCCUGAGGUUUGACCCCUCUGCUAUGCCCAAGGGCUGUAGGAUGAGGGAUCACAUCGUGAGUCUCCCUGAUGAUGCAGACGAGGCUCACACCAGAGUCCUGAACGAUCUGCUACUGCACAGAGAUGCAGUGUGUGUGUCUGCUCCUAACCUCACAGACAGCCCAGAUGAGAGCACCUCCAGCUCAGAGAAGCUCCAGGACUGUGAGGUUCUACUGGAGCCCACUUUAGUCGGACCCAACCGAGCUGACGGACCAACAUUUUCUCUUCUGAAAAACUGGAGCCUUCAGUUGAAGCAGCAGUGUCUCCUGUCUGAGGAUGAGGAGUGCACCACGGGGUCAGAGGUCACAGAGGACGAGGUUGGAGACGAAGAGGAACUCAACAAGAAACAAGCGGCGAAAAAGGCCAAAAAAACUCCCCGUCCUCUGAAGAAGCAGCUGUCAUCCCCCAACUUCAGUCGUCGAGAGAAGAGUGACAAAGCGCAGAUGAAAGACAGCACUCCUUUCACCGUCAGUCUUCAGAAAAGUAAAUGGGACUCCAGCAGAUCUCUGAGGUACAACCAGGACGCACAGAGGGAGGAGGACCAGCGGAGGAUGGCAGAGAUCAUCGGACAUUUGACUAAGAUGAGGUUUGGAGAUCAUGAGCAGAGCCGAGCCAAAGACAGACAAGAGCCGUCAGGAGGGAUCUACUCCAGACUCGAGGCUCAGUUCAGAAACUCUCUUCAGCAGAGACAGGUGCACGAGAAGACUCCCAGGUCUAAAAUGCGUUACGCUCAGAUCAAAUCCACGUAAACCUCCAGCUCCUCGUCUCCUCCAAGCUCAGGUCACGACUCGGGCUGCGUCCCAUUUCUGUUGAAGUGCCUCCUUGAUCCUCAGAAUACUUUCACGUCGAGUUUUAUUGUUGUUUUAUGAUGUUGUAAAAACGUGACAAAGGAUGAAAACCGCUUUACGUUUUAGUACACGCCUAUUUGAAAUGUAUCGACUAAAUACAGAUGGAAAAAUCACAUGUGCGCUCGCCACAAGUGUUUAGAAUUUUUAAACUCUUAACUUAAAGACAUGUUUGAAUUCUUUUCAUUCUGAAUUUCAUUUAUACAAUACAAUUCAGCUGUCAAAUUUCUCAAAAAAGUUGAAUUUGAGGCUUUGAAAGUUGAAUUUGAGGCUUUGAAAAUAGGUUUUGAAUCUAUUUAAAAGCCACAUUUUUUACAUUUUAAAAUUUUUAAACUGAGAAAAACACUAAGGUAUCCUCAAAAAAUCUGCGACAGUAACAGAUAAAAACAGGGUUAAAACAUUGAAAAAGUGAAGUCUGAUGAAACAAACCUGAUGAAACAAAUGAUCUUCCAUAUAUGCUGUAUUUUAUUUAAUUUUUAUCUCACUAAUAUUGUGCUGUUUGAAAUGAGAAUUACAUGAACAAAUACCUUUUUGAAAGUAACCGGUAAAUGACAUGUAUUAUUAUUAUUUUUUUUUUAAAUAAGGUUAAAUCCUGAAUAGCACCAAAUGAAAUUGUUUCAGGUGAGGAAUCAAGUCGCUACAGAAACUGGACGCAGCUGUGGAUUUGGAACUUUUGGUGGAAUCAUUUGCACUUUGGAUUUAAAACUGUAAAACUGCAUGUAGAUUAUUGUACAGUAUUACCAAUAAUAAGAGUCAGAAUGGCCUCUGGGCAAAGGACAGUCUCUGAAGAAGGCCCAUUUUAGAUUUUUCUCCUUGGGGCGGCUGCAUUUUAAACGUACCUUUUACACCAGAUACCCUUCCAGAUGCAAUUGUACUCAAAUGGACCUAAGACUGGAAUGUAACUUAUUUAGAAGUAGGAGAUUUGAAAACAAUACUGAAUGUGAUGUUAUACACUUGAAGGCUUGGCGAUUGCACAGAAAAUUCACUACUUAUUAUUACUACUACUACUACUGCUACUCUGGAAGUUUGUUUUAUUACCAAAAAUGCCUAGAGAAGUAUUUUAAAUGGUUAUAUUGCUACUAUAAAUGCAUAAAUAUUUGAAUGUGAUCUUGUGAAAAUUGCCAGUUGCCAUUUUAGUUUUAAGAAAUUGAACUCUGAUUGUAAUUCCAUUUACACUGACCACGUGCACUAGUAAUAAAAUCAUGAACGGACA